Molecule: messenger RNA, 909 nt
Organism: Aspergillus tubingensis
Lineage: Eukaryota; Fungi; Ascomycota; Eurotiomycetes; Eurotiales; Aspergillaceae
Exons: 3
Coding region: 1-909 (302 amino acids)
Biological process (GO): SCF complex assembly; protein ubiquitination
Cellular component (GO): nucleus
Source: RefSeq, a predicted model, not a curated record
AUGGCGGACCGGCAGUCGGUGCAGCACAGCCUUAACAGCCUGCUCUCUAAACUGAGCGACCCUGACCCGGACAUGCGAUACAUGUCGCUAAAUGAUCUACUUGGCAUUUUAAAUAAUCCUAAUUCCACCUAUCUGGCUCACGACCAAGUCUCCUCAUCAAGACUGGCUGAGGGCUUAUUAAAGGCCUUGGAUGACCAACAUGGCGAUGUCCAGAACCAAGCCCUGAAAUGUCUUGGUCCUCUUGUCCUUCGACUGCCCUUCGAAAGCCUUGCAUCUCUUCUCGAAAAGCUCACCAACCUGACAGCCUCGCAAACCAUUGACACAUCCGUUCCGAAUACUGCUCUGAGAUACAUUGUGACAGCUCUACCUCGGCCGCAGCCGGGUCAGCCUCCAAGUCAGGAGGCGACAAUGGCAUAUUCGGCCGUCUCUCGCGUCCUCAUUCCCCGAUUGACUGGCCCGACUCCAUCCCCUACUAGUCGGCGUGGCUCGAUCGUCAAGGGCAUGUUGGAGAAGGAUCCAUCAAAGGGCUUCAGCAGUGAUGCUAUUGAUGUACUCAUUCAGGUUGUCACUUGCUUUGGCCCCCUGCUGAAAGAACCCGAAUUGACUGCCUUGCAAAACUCCGUCCUGUCUAUCGUCGAUAACGAUACAGCUGGCACCGUGGUCACCAAAAGGGCUCUGACGGCCAUAUCUGCCCUCGUGCUCCACUUCUCCGAUGCUCAACUUAGCGCUUUUGUCCAGGGGCUGGUCCAAAGAUUCAACUCCCCACAACUUAGUACAGUCCAUCGGCGUCACCUCAUUGCCACUGUCGGUGGUGUAGCGAAAAGUGCCCCGGCCAAGUUUGGUCCUCAUCUUCCUACACUAGCCCCUUAUGUCUUUGCUGCUGUUGGCGAGGAUAACUUAGCACAAUAG